Messenger RNA from Symbiodinium sp. CCMP2592, 1698 nucleotides. Lineage: Eukaryota; Dinophyceae; Suessiales; Symbiodiniaceae. The record is from the annotation of a GenBank genome assembly.
AUGAUGCGACGUUUGCUUGGCUUGCUCCCCGGGCUGGGCCUGGGCCUUCUUGCUGAUGGAACGGUCGAGGCCUGCAUGGAUGAUGAUGCUGUUUACGAGAGUACCAAUUGGCUUCAGGAAGCUUACACUCUGGGCUCCAGGCUUGCGACAGAGUCCGAUUUCAAGCAGGCGGGGCCCUUGACAGACGAACUCAAUGCCCAAGGCUUCUCAAACGUGACGGUCCCCAUCGGCCCUGGCGUGAUCCUGGCGAUCGUCGUCUUCAUCCUGCUGCUGGCAGCCCACGAGGCCUUUGUGGCUGCCGGGGCAAAGCCGCUGCUAGCAAACCACGAGAAGCCCAACAGCCUACCGUUGCAAUGCACGUUUGCGAUAUACUGGCUCAUCAUGAUGGUGAAUCUUUCAAUGCUUGUGCCGGUGUCUCUGGAUUACGCGCUGGCUAUGGGACAGUCCGCUACUGCCAGUGGAGUUUUCCUCAGUGCACCCACGGUUUUUGCACUGUUUGGCACGAUUCUGGGGAGACCCCUCACAAGCGAAGUGAAAUGGGACCAAGCAUUCGCCCGCUCUUUGUACCUCGGCUGCCAGAGUGCCAGUCUUGCAGGCAACUUGAUCCUAGCAUUCUUGAUGCAAGCGGCAUGCCACUGGAGCGACGGGACGAGGAAGACGUGCUUCUGGUGCUUCCUCUUUGUGAACGGCGCAAACCAAUUCUUCCAAAGCCUCCCGAUCGUGGGUGUGCAAACCAUGUGGAAUAUCGUCACGCCCAACAGCCAGAAGACGCUCUGGAGCAUGAUCACCGUCGCGUGUCGGAACGUCGGCUUCAUCGUGGGCCCAGUGUGCUUCGCAGCCCUCAGCUUCUCAGUGCGGCAAUUGCGCGACAUUUCUCCGAUCAGCAUGAUGGGCUGGUCCUUUGUUGGGCUCGCAGCGUUUCAAGCUUUGGUGCUGACGACCGCGUCCCUUUGCUUACCGACGGUGGUCCAUCCCCUAGAGGGGGAUGGAAAAGCUGCGACUGAGGAUCAAGACGCGGAGCUGAACCCGGAGGAUCUUGCGCCACAGUCGCGACAGCAGAUUGUGAGAAACGUCAUCGUCUACAGUUAUGAGCGGCCCUUCACCGUCGCGGCCAUCGAGGUCUCCACAAUGAUGCUCUUGGAAGUGCAAUAUGGAUGGUCGGCAGAGUUCUGUGGAGCAUCCUUCAUGUCGGUCGGCACGGCUACAAUGAGCACCACCAUCCUCUGCACCAUUGUGGUGAGCCGGAAGUGGAUCAGCGAGUCUUGGCUCUUCCUGGGCUCCACCCUAAUCUCCCUUUCUGGCGUCUUCCUGCUCUUUGACUGGAAGUUCUAUGCGGCCGCAGGGGGUGGAUAUUUGCUCCUGGCCGACUCCUUGGUCUACGCCUUCUCGGGCGUCUCCAUGGGCAUCUCCCAGGGCUGGGCUACCCGGGCGGCCAUGAAGGGCACGAGCUACGACAUCCAGACCUUCCGGGUGCAGAGCCUUGCUGGCGUGCAGAUCAGCAGGUUCCUGGCCCCCAUUUUGACCCGCUUCAUCCUGGAUUUUGGCGGCCGGAACGUCUACGCCUUGGUUCAGCUGAUCAUGUGCACCAUGGGAAGUCUCACCGUUUGGCGCACCGUCACAGAGGUCUGGCGGGGUGCAAAGCACGGCCAGGAAGCCAAUAAGAAUUCAAACAGCGAACCUAUUCAGAACACUUGCUAG